UCUUAACAUGCAAACCUGGAACUUUCCUUAGCUUCCAGAUGCUUUUUUAAAGAAAAUGUUUUAAUUAUUGUGAUGUGUUAUUUUGGUGUUAGGCCGCAACAAGCUUAUUUAAUCAAGCUCAAGUUGGAAUCAGAAACAAGAACAUCCUUCUUCAUUUACACAGCACGAGACUCUCUCCACCUGAGCAAUCCCAUCCGCCGGCGAUCAUCUCUUUUCCGGCCAUCUCUUCCGGCCCUCAGCCUUGCUCCGCCGGCCAAGUCUGUCCCUCUCACGGUUUUCCGGCCAGCUCCUCCACCUCUCUCUCAACCAGCUCAUCCGCGGAUUAGCUCUCUCUCACGGUGGUCCAUUCAGAUCAAUUUGGUGUUUUCUAAAAGGGCUUUUAAGAUGGUGACAAGAAGUGUGGAUCUACGAUCAGACACCGUGACAAGACCCACUGAUGCUAUGCGCGAAGCAAUGGCUAGUGCAGAAGUGGACGAUGACAUCCUUGGCUACGACCCAACAGCUCGACAUCUUGAAGAGGAGAUGGCUAAGAUGAUGGGUAAAGAGGCAGCUCUCUUCGUGCCAUCCGGCACAAUGGGGAAUCUAAUAUGCGUUAUGGUUCACUGCGAAGUGAGAGGCAGCGAGGUGAUUCUUGGAGACAACUCCCACAUCCAUGUUUACGAGAAUGGAGGGAUAUCAACAAUAGGAGGCGUGCAUCCCAAGACAGUCAAGAAUGAAGAAGACGGGACGAUGGAGUUGGGGGCUAUAGAAGCAGCUAUUAGAGACCCUAAAGGAAGAACGUUUUAUCCAUCUACAAUGUUGAUUUGCUUGGAGAACACACACGCCAACUCUGGUGGGAGAUGUUUGAGCGCUGAAUACACAGAUAGUGUUGGAAAGAUUGCGAAGAGACAUGGACUGAAGCUUCAUAUCGAUGGAGCUCGCCUCUUUAAUGCUUCCAUUGCACUUGGAGUUCCAGUCCAUAGGCUUGUAGAGGCUGCUGACUCUGUUUCGGUGUGUCUCUCUAAAGGUCUUGGAGCUUGAAAGUUCAGGGACUACCAGAUAUAAGAACUAAAACACAAGAUACCAAGAACGCUUUCUUGUAUAUUAGAAAUCUGUUAAACAAUCUUCCUAGAUCUGUUUAAUCCGAAUUACUCUCAGUCACACACGACUAGAGACGGACCAAUUCCUAAUCUAUCAAAACAGAAAGCACGAGCUACACCUUCAAGUACUCGUCUUUCUUAAGCUCUCAAGAACAAA
Molecule: messenger RNA, 1236 nt
Organism: Brassica napus (rape)
Lineage: Eukaryota; Viridiplantae; Streptophyta; Magnoliopsida; Brassicales; Brassicaceae
Product: low-specificity L-threonine aldolase 1-like
Exons: 6
Coding region: 73-1020 (315 amino acids)
Biological process (GO): L-threonine catabolic process; glycine biosynthetic process
Cellular component (GO): cytosol
Molecular function (GO): L-allo-threonine aldolase activity
Source: RefSeq, a predicted model, not a curated record